Molecule: messenger RNA, 846 nt
Organism: Portunus trituberculatus (swimming crab)
Lineage: Eukaryota; Metazoa; Arthropoda; Malacostraca; Decapoda; Portunidae
Exons: 4
Coding region: 268-846 (192 amino acids)
Source: RefSeq, a predicted model, not a curated record
UUCCUCUGAAAAUGGAAAAAAAAUCAAUUUACAAGAGCAAACACCAUCUCAAUCCCUGAGAGAGACUUAUUAAUACAGCUCAUCAGGGAUGAGAAAACUCUUGAAAACAAAAAAACGGAUGGGAAGACCAUUCUACAGAAAAGGGAGGCCUGGGCUAGAAUUACCAGGACUUUCAACUCACACAACCUUGGUUGUGUACGCUCGGAGCAUCAGCUUAAGAAAGUUUGGGAGCGUUUGAAAGUGAAGGCAAAACAUGAAGAUGCUCUCAUGAAAAGAGAACUUAAACGAACUGGUGGUGGGCCCCCUCCUGCAGCUGUCUCCAACGAGUCAGACCAAGUGCUGGCAAUCCUUGGCUCUGAUAUAGAGGAUAUAGGAAACCCCUAUGACCUAGAUGCCAUGCCAUCUACUGCCAAGUCACACCGACAUGGUCGGCUCAUCCGAAUUACCAAGUUUCUCUUUGGGAUUGGAGACUCCAGCACCAUGGUCUGUGAGGUGGUGGCCUUGGAUACACCACAGGAGGCCAUGGUCACACCACAGGUGGCAAUGGUAGAGGAGACAGUUAUGUUAGAGAAGACACCAGGACCCACCACUUCAACACCAAGAGGGAAGUCAAAAAGAAAAUUCAAUGACACCGAUUUCUAUUUAGAUGCCACAGAGGCAAGAAAUGUAACAAAAGAAAGGGUUGAAACACAAAAAAGAAUGAUGAGGAAAAAAGAAUAUUUUUUAGAUUUGCAAAUACAGGAUAUGGAGAUAAGGAAGAAGGAGACUGAGAUACGGAAGAAGGAGGCUGAGGUACUCUUACAGAUAGCCUUGAAAAAACUUGAAAAUGAGAACAAAAAUUGCUAG